Molecule: messenger RNA, 5301 nt
Organism: Petromyzon marinus (sea lamprey)
Lineage: Eukaryota; Metazoa; Chordata; Hyperoartia; Petromyzontiformes; Petromyzontidae
Product: solute carrier family 40 member 1
Biological process (GO): iron ion transmembrane transport
Cellular component (GO): membrane
Molecular function (GO): iron ion transmembrane transporter activity
Source: RefSeq, a predicted model, not a curated record
UUUUGUGCCAGUUAAAAGGGUAAAACCUAUUCCUAUAUCUUGUUUCUGGCAAAGGAGGUCUCAUAAUGUAUAUGUGUAAUGUUGGGGAAAGUUGAAUUUGCUGACGCUGCUGAACCCUGCGAAAGAGUCACGCACUAGUGCAGUUUACCACAAGGUGAAGUCGUAGCAGUAAAAUUGUAAGUGCCCUUGGUUGUGGUUAAUGAAUGUGGAGUUAACUAAAAACCUCGACCUAAAAAAAAAUACGCAUCGUACUCAGGUAAUUCUUCGAAGAGAAAUGGGAUUAUAAUCUUGUCGCUUAGAGUCACGCGGUGCUUGUCAUCUAUCCAUACCUGAUUGAAGUGGCUCAAUAAGUCCUGAGUUCUAGAAGAAAGAAGAUAUUUCUGAAACAACAUGGAAAGCAAUUGCCCUGUAAAUUAACCACAAGCCAUAUCGCAGGGUAGCAAACGUCAGAAGCAUAAACAUUGUAGAGAGAAAAGGACAAUGAAAGACAAGCGGUUGAUUUCUGAAAGUAACAGUUGAAGUUGAAGAAUCUGCAAAGAAAGGAGAAUCCAAAACUAUUUAGGAUAGUCAAUAAACUCUGGUAAUUGGACAUCACAAGUUGGCUUCAUCAGAGAUCAAUAUUGGAAAAUGAUCUGGACUCAUGGAAAACUUGUCAAACUCUGGAAAGAAUACGUCAAAUCCAUUCUCAAUCAUCCGGAGCCAACAGUUGGACAUUAUUUAAGGAAACUUCUCUAUCCAGAUCUCAACAUGAGAAUAGAUGACACAACUAAAUAAUAUAUUAGAAGGAUUAGUAUUAAACUCAACAAUGGCAACGCUGCUGGCAUACAAUAUAUACACAAAAUACUGAAAGCAGAAGAUUUAUUGAGCAACUCGGUGACCACACAUGAAGCACAAUAAUGUACCUGGACCACGUGGCCAUCACGUGCUGGCUUUUAAUCCCCGUGGUCAACGUUCUCGUAUGCAGCUAUCUUCGCUAAGUUCAAUUUACAGAUGCCAAUGAAAGAUAAACUACCUCCUGUGUCAUUUUGGCAGAUGCACUGCAGGUGUUAUGAGAUUUAGUGCCAAUGUGAGGAUUUAUCUUUUGCAUGAGCAAGCAAUUGCAGGGCUGCACCUAGAAGUGUCUCUACUAGCAGCUAUUUUUGGCCUACUGUUUAAAAAUGACCUAACGUCUUGGAAGAGACGAGAGAACCCACGCUUUACCCCACCGCACGAGCGACUAACUAUAGUGUACCCAUUUAUACUCCUGGGUGAACAGAAGUUGGGAGGAAUUUAAAAAACGUGUUGAUUUUAACUUCUGGCUGGGAGAUCUAACCAGUGACCUUCGGAUUGCAGGUCCAGUGUGCUAACCGUUGCCCCAAGGCAGAAUUCAUGAGCUUAAUGUUGUGUAGAUGAGCUUAUUUUAUCAUCAAACAUACAAUACAAGCCCCUGAACCAACUCCAGUGGAUGUUCUAGAUGCAAAUGUAACUGUACCAAUUCUCUUAUUUUGAUCUCUUGAAAGUGACUCCUCGUUUUUAAAUUACAAUAUGUUGACAUCCCUGUAAUAUAUUACCUACGUGCAUGCAGUAAACAUUCUUGAGGAAUAAGAUCAUGCAAAUUUUAAGUGCAACUGUGUUGAAAACUGCCAUUAGAGGUUUAUACUGCUUGCCACACAAAAUAAUAUUCGUAAUUCUCAGUAUUUAUUAAAACCUUUUUCAGGACGUUCUGGAUUUAAAACGAUUAGCCAGUUCAAUUCAUAAGUGUUUACACAUUAAAUCUCACAGCAUGAUAUACGUUGCCCUGUUAAAUUGUUUGCUAUUUAUAUGAAUGGAUGCUUAAAGCAGCAUGUACAUUUGAGGUUUUCUAGUAUUGUGCACCACGUUUGGCUCUUCGUACAUUUAUAACUAAGUCCACUGCGACGUAAAUAUAUGAUUCCGCCACACGUGAGAAGGUGAGUGCACAUGGACACCUGCAAUAUUUAACUCGCUGGAGUAAAUGGAACACCUUUGAACCAACUAAUGAUAGUUUUUUUUAUGAAUCACAUUUACAACAGCACAGUACUUUGUAUGCAUUGUCUGUUACACAGAUGAUGAUUCAUAGACGACUUCACAGCGAUGGUCUGCCCGUCUAGGCAUGCACAGUUUUGUCAGGGUAUAAGUUUUCACAGUUUUGUGAAGAGUACUGUUGGUGGUAUAAUUGGAAGUCACAAUUUAUUAUACAACACGAAUAUAAAACAUAAUCUUGUUUUGUAUAGUGUCUGUUCACUAGACCUGUACAUUAGGUUUGCCAACUUUACUUCAAGAGAAAUUCUCGCAACAUGAGUUCCAGAAAUACACAUAGUGAAAGAGAUUUACCUGCGGGAGAUGCCGAGAUGGUGACCUGCUGGGGUAAGGUCUCUGAAUUCGAUGUAUUGUAUGCGACAUUGUGUCUUGUGGUGACUGAUGCUUGUAUUUAAUCUUUUGUAGGUUGCAAACAUUUUUUUGUAUUAUCAGAUGAUGGAAUAAUGUAUUUCUUCACCCAGAUUUUAGUUUUUUACAAGAUAUACAGAUAAAAAAUUUUAACGUAUGUGGUUUGUGCUUUAUCUGUGCUGUGUAUUAAACGUUCCUUGUCUGCAGAUAACACGUUGAGAUUCUUGAGGUCCUCAAGGUGUCUCAUUUACAUCUGUCAUGCAUUGUCAACAUGGGUGCGUUCUCUAAUAUUACAUAAAACUACUGUACAUAGGAAUAAUACAAAAGUGUUUAUUAGAUAUAAACUCGUUUUUUUCUGUAAUUAAUUGCAUGUACAGUAAUAAUAUACUGGAGGAUAUAAUUACACAAUACACUAUGUAAUCAGAUAUUUAUGUGAUGUCAGUAAUAAUUCAAUAUCCAUUAUUUAAGUUAAAUCAAUAUUAAUUAGUUGAUCUGUUAUAUCUUCAGAUUGUUUUUUCAUAAGUUUGGGAGCAUCAGCUUCAUAUAUGUAACAGUCAAAUAUAUACUGUAAUGAAACAGUUCAUCUUCUAGCCAUAUAAUAAUGCAUCGUUAUAGGGUCUUCUCAGCACGUUCCCCAGUGGUGGUGCUGGCAUAGACUAACAGCUUAGGGCCACCAGUAAGUAACUCAAUUGUCAUUGGAUUCAUGACAUAAUAGGGGUGCAUGUAUUUUUACUGGAGGAAUCCGAUGAGCUAUGAAGCUCUUUUUCACAGCUGUCCAGUAGGUUUUACAGAUGACCAGUUCACAGAUAUCUUUGUGGAACUAGAACCCCUAGAAGGCUAGCACCACCACAGAUUUUGCCAAUUGGGGGGGGGGGGGGGUGUGGCACAGAUCAUCACCAAACUCAAGUGACCGCACUGAGCAGAGCGCAUCUGCGUUGGUGGUGGUUGGUGGUGGUGCUGCAUGAAAACAGGGGGACCGCAUGUGGCACUUCGCGGUGGCUCUCUUCCUCGUGGAGCUCUACGGGAACAGCCUGCUGCUCACGGCAGCGUACGGGCUGGUGGUGGCAUUCUCUGUGCUGCUAUGCGGGGCCCUCAUUGGCCACUGGGUGGACACCAACUCCAGAAUCAAGGUGGCCCAGACAUCGCUUGUGAUACAAAACUCCUCUGUCAUUUUCUGUGGCAUCGUUUUGAUGAUGAUCUUCAUGUAUCAAAAUUACAUCUCCAACAUAUGGGAUGGCUGGCUGAUCGUCUUCUGCUACGUGGUGGUGAUCGGCACAGCAAACGUGGCCAACCUCGCGAGCACAGCCACCACGAUCACAAUCCAGCGCGACUGGGUGGUGGUGCUGGCAGAGGGUCACAGCGGACGACUGGCAGACAUGAAUGCCAUUCUGCGGCGCAUCGACCAAGUUAGCAACGUGUUGGCGCCAUUGGCGGUGGGCCAGCUGGUGUCUUUCGCCUCGUCCUCUGUGGCCUGCGCCUUCGUGGCCGUGUGGAACCUCGGCUCGAUGGCCGUCGAGUACUGGCUGCUGCGCCGUGUGUACCUCGCCGUGCCGGCCCUGGCACACAAGGCCGGCGCGGAGUGGCCCCCGGCAUCCGCACUCGAGAUGCAGCCACUGGGGGCCGACGUGACAGGAGCCCCAGCUGAAGCCAAGUCCCUCAUCGGCAAGGGCGCGGAAGAGGAGCGGCCUGCGCCCACAAGCCGCUGGCUUCACGUCACGGAGCCAUUCCGCACGCUGUGGCGUGGCUGGGUGACGUACCGCCGGCAGCCCGUGUACCUGGCCGGUGUGGGGCUAGCCUGCCUCUACAUGACGGUGCUGGGCUUCGACUGCAUCACCACGGGCUACGCGUAUACCCAGGGAAUCUCUGCCUCGCUGCUCGGCAUUCUCAUAGCACUGUCGGCGGUCGCCGGGCUCCUGGGCACGGUGGUGUUCACUCAGCUGCGUCGGGCCGUGGGGCUGGUGCGCACAGGGCUCCUGUCAGGCGUGGCCCAGCUCGCGGCCCUUUCUCUCUGCGCCGUGUCCGUCUUCGCACCCGGCAGCCCGUUCGACCUGUCGAUCUCGCCGUUCCGCUCGAUCGGGGUCGGCAUGGCGGGGGAUUCUACGGAUGCGCUCGUGCAGCGCAAUGGAAGUGACUUCGUGGCUUCCACGAUGUCGAGUCGCGUCGCGUCCAAUGCGACGUGGGAUGAUGAACCGGAUUUUGCGCCACCAGACUCCUACGUGUCCGUCGCCUUGCUCUUCACUGGAGUGAUUGCGGCUCGAAUCGGGCUGUGGUCGUUUGACCUGACGGUGACGCAGCUGCUCCAGGAGACGGUGGCGGAGCACGAGCGCGGCGUGGUGAGCGGCGUGCAGAGCUCGCUCAACUACCUGCUCGACCUGUUGCACUUCACGGCCGUGCUGCUAGCGCCCGAACCACCGGCGUUCGGUCUGCUCGUGCUGCUGUCCGUCGCCUUCGUCGUGACGGGCCACGCUCUCUUCCUGGCCUACGCUCACGGCGCGCUCGGCCCGCGGAUCUGCUCGCCACCUCGACGGCAAAGCCCCGACGGAGGGCAAGGGUCAGGAGACGGAGCAGGCAGAGGCAGUUGUUCGUCUUCAUCUGCUAUGGAUAUUGGAUGUGAUGGGGUAAAGGAAGAUGGCGCAACAGCAGAUAGUGGUGGUGGUGUUGGUGGUGAAGUACGCUCAUCGGUAGAUUCAGUAUAAACACCCACCUGCAUGUGGAUGACUUCUUGCUUUGACAUGCCGGCGCAAAAAGGAGUGUAAUUUGGUGGUACCCCCUGUGUUCUAUGCUGCAUAUUAUCUUGGCAGCACCGCAGUAGCAUGUAAAGUUAAUGUAAUAUGAUAAUACUCUUUGGAUUUUUCGGUAAAGUCACGUAGAUAGAAAAAAUAAAAGUAAAUAAAAACUACGACGUUUCGAUCACAA